Platichthys flesus (European flounder) is the source of this 672-nucleotide messenger RNA. RefSeq names its product catechol O-methyltransferase domain-containing protein 1-like. Lineage: Eukaryota; Metazoa; Chordata; Actinopteri; Pleuronectiformes; Pleuronectidae. The transcript has 6 exons. Bases 1 to 672 code for a protein of 223 amino acids. The record is from RefSeq and is a predicted model, not a curated record. Gene Ontology annotation, molecular function: O-methyltransferase activity; S-adenosylmethionine-dependent methyltransferase activity.
AUGAACUUCACCAUAAAAGACCGUGGGGGAAAGGACAACCCACUGCUGCAGUAUGUCUUCGAUCACUCCAUGAGGGAGCACCCAGCCCUAAGAGGCCUCAGGCUGAGGACAAUGGAGGACCCCAGCAACGCCAUGAUGGUCGCCUGUGAGCAGUCACAGUUUAUGGCCAAUCUGGCAAAACUGAUAAAAGCCAAGAAGGCAUUAGAGAUCGGAGUGUACACAGGUUACAACACACUCAGCAUAGCACUGACUCUGCCUGACGAUGGAGUUAUAGUGGCGUGUGACAUCAGUGCAGAGUGGGCCAACAUUGGAAGAGCCUUCUGGAAAGAGGCUGAAGUGGAGAAGAAGAUUGAUCUGCGUAUACAGCCAGCAGUGGUAACUCUAGAUCAACUCCUUGACGCUGGACAGGCCGAGACAUUUGACUUUGUCUUCAUCGAUGCCGACAAAGUUAACUAUGACACCUACUAUGAGAAGUCCCUGCAGCUGUUGAGGAAGGGAGGCAUCAUCGCCAUCGACAAUGUGCUUUGGGGCGGGAAGGUCCUGAGUCCGUCUCCUGGUGACGCAGACACUGUGGCCAUCGACAAGCUGAACAAGAAGUUGACCAGAGAUAUUCGCAUCAGCCUCAGUAUGCUCACAGUGGGAGACGGCCUCACACUAGCCAUCAAACUAUAG